AUGUUUUCCCUCAGGCACCUAGAUGGCUAUCAAGAUGAAGCAAACGUCCAUAGUUCCCAACACAGUAAAUCGCAGCUCACCGCCCAAGGCCUCUACACUCCUCCACCUUCAACUGCAGCUUCUUCUUUCAUCCUGCAGCUUUGUUCACUGCCUCCAUCUUCUCUCAUCGUUCCUCAAAGCCACAACUUCGGAGUGUGUGACCCUGCUCUUCUGUUCAUUGCAAUGGCUGCACAAACCACAGACAGGCUGAUUGAUCUCACGCCUCCUCCAUCCGUCACGGCCUCCCCCGCGGUCCUCAACCCAAUCUCUGUCCAUCAUGGAGAUCACAGUGAUGGUGCCCCAUCUGCUGCGCCGGAGGAUCAGCAUAUAAUUGGCCUGUCGAAUGUUUCCCCUUCUCGGGGAUUCAUCACUGCUCCAGAACAGAGCUUAGAGAUCGAAGCAAACAACUACAACAGGAGCAAUCAGGACAAGAGACAUGGGAAUGCGCAUCAACGAAGCUACAAGAAGCGUGCCGAGUGUCUUGAAAUCUUUCAAGGAAUCCAGAAUGCUUUAUGGGGACAAUUCCAUCAGAUACAGAGUAUUGUUUUUGACAGUAAAGAAGUUGAGCAGGUGCUUCAAGAAUUGGCAGAGGAGGAAUUGGACAUCGAUUUGGUUCGCGCCCUACGAACGCUGGGUAAUUCUCUCACCGGAGUUCGACACAUUCUCAAGGGAAAUAUCAUCAUGAUGGAGGAGGCAAAGGCCAAUCCAAGUCCUUCCAGUUCGGAGUCCGGUAGUUCAACUCCGCCAUCCGACGAACGAGACGUGCCAAACAGCAGAGCAGAAUCACCAGACACAGAGAUUGAUCUUUUGCUAGACGACGGCCAACUCGAUGCGCAGUUUGAUGAUGUGUCUGAUUUUAUUGAUGUUGAUCAAUUAAGCGAGAACUGGGAGGCGGAAAUGCCAGAAGAAGACGUCUUGUUUGUCGAUACCCCAGGAGGAAACGCACCCUUUCACUUGGAUUUGGAGUAUCAGUCCGAUGUGGCAGAGGUCUAUGUGACCACUCCAACCACAGGGCUGCAAAGCCGUCGUGUCAUGCUCACAAACUUGCCCCCUGACGCAACCAUGUCCCAGAUCACACGAGGCAUUCAAUGCCAUGGUGGACUCCUUGGCAUCAUGAUGCUCAAAACUGCCCCGAUUCUGGGCAAUGAUACCAAGACUGCCAUGCUUGAGUUUGUAUAUCAUCAGGCGGCCGCCGAAUUUUCACAUGACGCCAGCAUCUCUCCUCUCUUAUACAAGGCCAAAAACGGUGACGUCUAUAGCGCCAACGCGUGGCUGAUCUCAUCUUCCUCCUAUGGCUUCGGCAGAAUUGACAAGGGCCUCCUUGAUAAUGGAUGUGCUCGUCGCUUCCUUCUCAAAGGGUUUCCGAAGGAGUGUAUAUGGUACUUCAUCAGCACCAUCGGCAUAAACAAUAUCGUGUCUGCUGACUACGACGAGGCCAACGACGGAUUGACUGUUGAAUUUGCAACUCUCUUUCAAGCAAACAAGGCUGAUUGGCUCAUCUUCUCGGGAAGGUUUUCUGACUUUUAUACGAUUAACCCCGAAGAUGGAAAAUUUCGCAGAUUCCUGCGUGACUCGACGCACGAAAGCGAGGUGUUAUCCAGAAUCCGUCCUCGACAGCGCGAAAGCCCAAUCUCACGCCGCUCAGGAGACGAUUUGGAAGCGCAAUGGAAUCGUUAUCCGUACAAUGACUAUUUGCCUCCUCACCUUCGGAGGGCGGCCGCCGAAAUGGGACCAACGCGGAUCCCUCUGAAGACACGCUUGGCAUUACAGUACGAUAUCGACGAAAGCGAAGUCGACGACUACCUUUACGACCUCGAGAACCACAAGGACACCGAGUACCGCAUCCUGGGCAGCUCCAUGACCCUGACCCGCCGCAAAUAUGGCUGGAGCAUGUCAGCCGAGGACGAGGCCAAGCUUCUCCUGGAAAACACGCUCCACGAGCCCGACUGGGCAGAAUACUGGGAUGAACACUUCAAGGCGUGCGGCGAGAUCAACCGUCGCAAGUGGGAGCACUACGGCAUGGUGGCCAAGCACCGCCGCGAGAUGGCCGAAGAGCAAGGACUCAGGGAGCACACGGUACCCAAGUGCCCCAAGGGCUGUGAGAUGGGAUGCCGUGAUAUCAAGGCAGUGCCUGCGGCGGCUGUCGUGAAAAAGUUUCUUGAGCGCUCUAAGUGA
Molecule: messenger RNA, 2214 nt
Organism: Trichoderma aggressivum f. europaeum
Lineage: Eukaryota; Fungi; Ascomycota; Sordariomycetes; Hypocreales; Hypocreaceae
Exons: 4
Coding region: 1-2214 (737 amino acids)
Source: RefSeq, a predicted model, not a curated record